GCCGGGACGCCGGCGCGUCGGUGCCGACGGUCUCCAGGCGGGAGUGAGGAGGAGGAGGAGGAGAGCUUGUCUGGCCCCUUGUGCAGCCAGUGGGAAGAGGUGAGCCGGUGGCCUUCCUCUGCUCCAGCUAGAACCUUUUUGAAAGGACUUCGCUUAACACAGUGCACAGCAGACGAAACAGGUAUAUUGUGGUAGCAGUGUUGCAAUUCAGAGUGACUGCUCCCUGGAAGUGAAUGUCCGCUGAAGAUGUUCAGUAUGAUCUGUGAUGGAACUCAACCGGAUGUAAUUAAUUGUUUAUUGAAAGAAAUCUGCUUAUCUGUUACGCAAGCAAUGGAAAAAGAGAGCAAGUCAUCAGAAGCAAAGGUGUUGCUGCCUCCACUCUUCUGAUUUAAGAGUGCUAUUACAAUUGGGAAAAUUGCACUUUAUCGUCUGUCCGUUGGACUGAAGCAGAUAGAACGGAUGGGAAAAAGUACAGCUCACCACUGAGAUCCACAGACAAGAUUCCCAGACUGCUUUGUUGAAGACAUCUAAAGCAGCACAGCCUGGUGUUUUACUGCUCCCAGUUUUGGAUGCAGAACCCAGAACGUUUCAGUACUGCAGAACGUUUCUGAAGUACUUGGGAAAUGAGUGUUCUUCUCAUUGAAGCCUUUUAUGGUGGUUCCCAUAAACAGCUGAUGGACCUUCUCCAGGAGGAGCUGCGAGAAGACUGUGUCCUCUGUACGCUCCCUGCCAAGAAGUGGCAUUGGAAAGCACGGACUGCUGCUCUUUAUUUCACGCAAACAGUGCCAGCAAGUACUAAUUACAGGAUCCUCUUCGCCAGCUCGGUCCUUAACCUGGCUGAACUCGCCGCCCUCCGCCCUGACCUCGCCAAAUUGAAAAAGGUCCUCUACUUCCAUGAGAAUCAAUUGGUGUAUCCUGUCCAGAAAUGCCAGGAAAGGGACUUUCAGUAUGGAUACAACCAGGUUCUUUCAUGUUUGGUUGCUGAUGUUGUGGUGUUCAACUCUGCCUUUAAUAUGGAAUCCUUUCUUACGUCCAUUGGAAAAUUUAUGAAGCUGAUUCCCGACCACAGACCUAAGGAUUUGGAAAAAAUAAUCAGACCGAAGUGCCAAGUUCUUUAUUUUCCAGUCAGGUUUCCCGAUGUGAGCAGGUUCAUGCCAGAACAUAAGCUUGCCCAUUUGGAAAAGGUAAUUGGUGUUAAAAGCAAUGGAGAUGCUUAUCGAUCGGAGGGUCUGCCCGGCCAGCAGAAGAGCAGAGCUUUAAUGAAAACCAGCGACGCGCGUCGCGAGUCUGGACUUCGUGAAGCCCAGCCUGGACUUUGUACCACCCAGCACGAGGGGCCGCCGUCCCCGUUAACGGCACCGGCGAGAUCGGGCACGUCUGAAGCAUCAGAAAGUACAAAUCCUUGUCAAGAAGAAGAUAAGCAACAUCUGACUUUUAACCUCGGUAACAUCUCGAGUGGACGGGACUAUCAGCAAAGACCUUUGCACGUUGCCUGGCCCCACAGGUGGGAACACGACAAAGAUCCUGAAACUUUCUUUAAAGUCCUGCUGAAACUGAAAGAGAAAGAUCUACCUUUUCACGUGUCCGUCCUUGGGGAGGCUUUCACUGAAAUUCCAGAUAUCUUUGCAGAGGCCAAAAAAGCGUUGGGAUCUUCUGUCUUGCACUGGGGCUACUUGCCCAGCAAAGAGGACUAUUUCCAGGCUCUGUGCAUGGCCGACGUUGUCAUCUCGACAGCUAAACACGAAUUCUUUGGCGUGGCAAUGGUGGAAGCUGUCUAUUGCGGCUGCUAUCCGCUGUGUCCCAAAGCCUUGGUGUACCCCGAGAUAUUUCCAGCUGAAUAUCUGUAUUCCACACCUGAACAGCUUUUUAAAAGGCUUCAGAAUUUCUGCAAGAGACCAGAUAUUGUAAGGAAACAUCUCUAUAAGGGCGAGACGGCUGGCUUCUCUUGGGCAGCGCUCGGCGGUAAAUUCAGGUCUCUGCUCGCAGCAGAACCGAGGGAAGAUUUGUGACAGAUGGGGCUAAGUCACAAACUUGCAGCCUCAGGCAGAAUUGUGGAAGUUUCCAGAGUGUGCCCAUAUUUACCUGAUCAGAGAGAAAAGAAAAUCUGCAGAGGAAGCCGAGCCUGGCUGCUUGUCAUAGCUGACACAGAGCCAUCUGCCACAAACCUGUGGCGGCUUCAGAUCUCCAAUCCCUGCCACCACCCCAGCUCAAAUUAAAUACAGAUUCUUAGAGACGUUAUGAUGGUUACACAUGUCCUCGGCAUCACAUGCAGGAGACUGUUCAAAAAAAAUAUGUGGCCUGUUGUAUAACCGCACUCAUGUAUCCCAUAUGUGGUGCCACAUUGAAUUUCCGGUUGAAUCUGUUUUUAUCCUUUGUACUGGAUGACAUGGUGCCUGAAUUCUUUCUUUUCGCCGCCACGAUGGCAGCCAAGCUGCAGCUUCAAACGCUCACACUUGGCUGAGUUUCUACCUAGGUUGCCAGGUUAUCAUUGGAGCCUUAUUGUGUCCUCAAAGGGCCACAGGGCCUGAAAGGAGGAUCCGAACGCCGCCGGACUAAUUGGGCAGCCAUCUCCGGGUUGUUUGGAGGCAAAGGGCUGCUUUAGCACUUUUUUUUUUUUUUUCCCUUCUUCUUCUUUUUUUUUUUUUUUUUUGCAAAUUAAUGACUCUCUGGCACAGGGGUUUUUAAGUGAAGGUAUUAAUAAGGGGUCUGGCAGGUAAUCCCAUGAUUCGUGGAGUUACAUUUGCAUUUAAUUAAUCUUAAAGAAAGCUGAAAGAUAAACAGCUGUAAUUCAAACUAGCAUGGGAAAUAUGCUACAUGGUGCCAUCUAUCCGAUAAAAUGAAAGCCGAGACACUUGUUUUAUUUCUCUCAAGCAUGGAGAACAAACAGAUAACAGUCAAAAUACUUCCAAUAAAAACCAGUAGUUUCAAUGUAACGGCAGUUCAUCAAGAAUCUUUGCAUCCAGUUACAAAUACAGUCUUUUAAAGAUAAAUCACUUACGAUUCCAGCAGUCAAGCUGCUAUAUUUGUUGAUGUAAAAUGUUUUGAAGAUGUAGAUUGUACAAUAAAUUUUUAAUAAAGUGCCCACUGCAAUUUUUAAUUAGCAUAUCUCAUUCAUGUAUAAGUGUGUACAUCUAUCUGUAUGUUUAUCACUGCGCAUAUCCUUGUGUCAGAGUCAAUGAAUGCAAUUGUGUCUUUAUCUGAUGAAGUAGAAUCUGUUUUGCAAGUGAUAAUAAAACGUUACGACAAUUCCAAGAUUUCCAGCUCCGCUCUGGAAGAAGCAAGAAGGGGACUCUCGGUAAGGCGUUACGAUGUGAAGCCCGGUAAGACCUUUCUUUGCAGGCAGGUAUGGGCCUUUCCCCAUGCCGGCAGGUUGUCACCCAGCAGUAGACGUCAGCAUCUUUCCUUUGACUGAAAGAAAAAGGACCGAAAGUGAGCCGAGACCUUUGUCCGAGCACCGUCCACAGCAGGUGAAAGGCGCGGGCCGGUCCCCCUCCGCACACGUGCCUUCUGAUGCCAUCAAGAUGCUGAACCGUCCUUCUUCAGUGCAGAUGAGAGCACGCGGUACCUCUCUUAAAAAUUACUCCAUUAAGCAGUCAAAAAACCCAAGGGAGAUCCAAGGGUAAGCGUUCAGAUAUUUUCCUAGCAGUGCCGAGUUGUUUUGCAGUAAUCGUCUGCCUUGUAUGGUGGUUCCCCCUCAUUUCAGCUCAGCCGAAGCCCAGCUUGGGUCUGGGCGUUUCAUGUGGUGGAGUAGAAGUGGUCUUCUGCUGGAGAGCAGCUCAGCUGAAAGAGACCUGGGAGUCCUGAUGGACAACAGGAUGCCCAUGAGCCAGCAAUGUGCCCUCGUGGCCAAAAAGGCCAAUGGCAUCCUGGGGUGCAUCAAGAAGAGUGUGGCCAGCAGGU
Chroicocephalus ridibundus (black-headed gull) is the source of this 3900-nucleotide messenger RNA. It is a transcript of the gene QTMAN, whose product is annotated as glycosyltransferase like domain containing 1. The transcript has 13 exons. Gene Ontology annotation, molecular function: glycosyltransferase activity. The record is from RefSeq and is a predicted model, not a curated record. Lineage: Eukaryota; Metazoa; Chordata; Aves; Charadriiformes; Laridae. Bases 624 to 2009 code for a protein of 461 amino acids.